Bradysia coprophila is the source of this 3506-nucleotide messenger RNA. RefSeq names its product serine/threonine-protein phosphatase 4 regulatory subunit 1-like. Gene Ontology annotation, cellular component: cytoplasm. Gene Ontology annotation, biological process: protein dephosphorylation. Gene Ontology annotation, molecular function: protein phosphatase regulator activity; protein binding. Lineage: Eukaryota; Metazoa; Arthropoda; Insecta; Diptera; Sciaridae. The record is from RefSeq and is a predicted model, not a curated record.
UUCAGCAUUUUGAUGGAUCUCGGUCUGUGAUUUUUUUUCGUAAAUUGGAGAUUGCACAAAUCGCAAAAAUUGUAGAUCCAAAUUAAAAAUCCUAAUUUAAAUCGUAGUUCAAUAGAGGUUUUUUUUAGUUUAAGCUGAUUGCAAUACCGCAAUAUGACCUCGGUGGAAGAAUUGGACAGCCUUCUUGCACAGCCGAACAUAUCCGAAUGUUUGAUGCAGGUAUCCACUUCUGCGGAUCCCACAAUCAGACAACGGUACGCCAGUUAUGUGAUCCAAGCAUUAGAGAAAGAAUCCGAACUUAUAGAGCGCAGUGCUUGCACAUUCUGUUCCACUCUAUUGCUAGUAUUGGAGGAUGAUGAAGCAACAGUUCGAUUGGCCCUACUGACUGAGCUUCCGGAGAUCGUCCGAAAACUAAUACAGCUUCGCGAUGACUUCGGCUUGGGUGUUCGAUAUUUGGAUGCUUUGCUCUCUAGUAUGGAAGAUUCUGACCCACAGCUGCGAAAAACUGCCUUCUAUAAUGUCAAAAAUUUCCUGGAAAAGACGGCUUUGGACACAGACACACUCAGGAAUAUUGUUUGCGUGUCAGUCGUUCGGCUAUCCAAUUUUCCUAUCAGGAAUAAUGAGGUCGACCAUUACUCGAACGCUAUUGAGCUGAUGGCACUGCUAGCUACAUUGAUGGGCCCAAAUGAUUUUUGCACGCGUGUACUUGAACGAUUUAUCGAACUGUGCCAGCAUGGUAACUACAUGGUUCGACGAUGGAGCACCGACUACUUUCCCGUAUUUUGUUAUGUACUCGGCGAAAUAUCCGCAGAAAAGCUGCUUCCAAUUUUUACUCUACUCUGCGAAGAUACUGCUUGGAGUGUGCGAAAAUCAGCGGCAAAAGCUCUGCCGAAGGUGGCACUAACCUGUUCAUUACAACGACGACGGGAUACAUUGGCACCGAUUGCAUUUAAUCUGCUGAACGAUUUAACACGUUUUGUUAGCGAAUCUGCGUUUAAAAAUCUAGGACAAUUUAUUGCGACAUUUGCUCAACCAUGUGCCAUCGAACUGGCUUAUGGAUCAUCUGGCAAAUUGUACAUAACAUCGAAAGCGAAUGACACAAAAUCACAAAAUAGCUUUACCGAAGAAAAUACGUUUGCAACGCCUCGUUCUGAUGAAUCGGGCAGCAUACUUGACUCAGCCGAAACCAAUCCGUAUCGCAAAUUCCUAAUCGGUGAAACAUUUUCCGUUCAGUCGGGUAGCCUCAUGGAUCAGCAGAACAUAAACGCACACCAAUUUCACAGCGUAUACUCGCGCAUCUUCAAUUCGAUAAAACGGGAUCCGGUCGAAAGUCAAACCUUUGUCAGGAAGCAGCAAGAUCAACAGCAGUUGAACGAUACAAUAGUCGAUGAUGAUGACACAAGUAGCGGUUGUAGUUCUGGUCCCUGUUCAGAUAGUGGUGAUGAUAAUAGAGCUAUUGAAGAGUUAACGUUCGUCGACGUUGCCGAAAGUAAUACGAUGGAGAACUUAAUGGGGAGCUUGGGGGAGAACAUGGAGGAGAACUUCAUGGAGAACGUGGAGGACAAUUUGGAGGAGAACUUCAUGGAGAACGUGGACGAGAAGAAAGAAUUCCUGAAUGACGAGGAAUAUGUCGAUGACUUUAACGAUAACUUCUCAAACGAAAUAUUAAACAAAUUGCCCGAUGGCCUACGCGAAUUGGUGGCCCAAAUACGAGAGACAACCAAUUCGGAAAUUAGACGACGUAACAAAGACGCUAGGGUUAUAUUGAUGUUAACGGCAGAGGAAAGACUUAAACGCAGAAAAGCUGAAAUUCGUUUUAGAAUGUUUGGCCAAGUACCAGCGGAAAUUCCGCCCAGUUCCCUGCAUCAUUCACAUUAUCCGAACGGUGAUUUGAAGACGUCGUUCAAAAUCUUUCCGUGGCAAAAGAAACCUGCAUCCCAGCCAGAGUGUAAUACUAUGGUCAUAGACAAUACAAACGUAACGUUGAGACGGAAAGGAACAUCGCAAAUAAAUGAGGACGAGGAUGUGCCGACGAGAACGGAAGCCGACCAAUCGCCCGCUCAACCGCAACCAUUGAAUGAGAAUGAGGAUAUUGAUGUGGAUGAACUAGCAGAAUUCAACGGACUCAACUUCUGGAAAGAAGAUCUGGGUACCAUUGACGUCGAUAAAGAAGUGGGCCUGUUAAGGGAACGCGAACUAAAAAAGGCGCAAGAAGACUUCAUCAAAUCACUCGUUCCCACCAGUCCGAAACUUGUUAUUCCGACGAAUCCAGAAUUUGUAGAAACCUUACAGGCGAACGAACCUCCCGAUGAGGCUCACAAGCAGAAAGUGGAUAAAUUAAAAGCAAAGUGCGUGGGCCCAGCAGGUGACCCGAGUAUGUCCUUCUUCAAUCAACCAAUCGUUCCACCGUAUUUGAUCGAGUAUUUCGCAUCGGUCGAACUAUUUUCCGACAGUGACUUCAACAUGUAUUGUGUGUAUAACUUCCCGGCGGUCGUUUUAACGCUGCAGAAAGAAAACUGGCACCUCACAUACGAUUUGCUGCUGUAUUUGACUUCAGACAUUCAGUGGAAAGUUCGCAAGACCAUAGCGAUGUUCAUUUGUGAAAUUGCGUUGAUCAUCGGCCGCGAAAAUACGCACCGUGAUUUGUUGCCGAUAUUUUUGGGCUUUUUCAAGGAUUUGGAUGAAGUGAAAAUUGAGGCGCUGAAAAAUCUGCCGACAUUCUUGAGCGUCAUCGAUAUCGAGGAGCAUGCAAAAGUCAUCGCCAAUUUGGGUGAAUGUCUGCAAUGCGACAAUGAUUCGAACUGGCGAUUCCGUGAGGAAUUGGCACGACAACUGUUGCACCUGAUCGCAACGUAUGGUCGUGUUUAUUGCAUCAAUUACUUGAUUUGGGUGACAGGAAUGGCUAUAGCACUGCUCACUGAUAAAGUUAGUGCUGUCCGGACUGUUGCAAUGGAAGCGAUUGCGGAGAAAUGUUGUACCAGCUCACCGAUAGAGCUCAAGUAUUUAGUCGAAUUUUUGGUUGAGGACUUUGCGCAGCACGUUCACUGGCGACGAAGACAAAUGUUCCUCAAUAUUUGUGAACUGAUGAUUAAAAAACCGAAUUCCCCACCGUUUGAGGUUAUUGAGCGUGAUUUCCUUCAACCCAUUUUGGUGUUGGCAAAGGACAGAAUUCCAAACAUUCGACUGGCUGUUGGUAGACUAUUGUCACUGUUGUUCUCUUACCAUCCACAUUUGCUUACACAGUUGAAUCAUCCAAUGACGGAGACGUUGAUAAUGUUACAAUGUGAUGGCGAUAAUGAUGUUAAAUUUGUUGCUAAUGAUAGGUGAGGAUCGAUCCAUAGUUGCCAUUAUAAAAAUUAAAACAAAAACCAAUGUAAAACAACAAUACGAAGCAAUAUAAUGUAACGGAGAUGAAGAUAAAGAAGAACAUUUGUACAAUUUCUAGAAUUUUUAUUUAAAUUUUCAUUAGAAUUGAACCACAAGAAUAAAGAACAAAGAAAAACCGA